Molecule: messenger RNA, 315 nt
Organism: Mollisia scopiformis
Lineage: Eukaryota; Fungi; Ascomycota; Leotiomycetes; Helotiales; Mollisiaceae
Exons: 1
Coding region: 1-315 (104 amino acids)
Source: RefSeq, a predicted model, not a curated record
AUGAUGCUGCUCAAGUACAUCACACUCCUCCUCUUCCUCAUUGCGCUUAGCGCAACCACUCCCACCAACACCCUCCCAACCCUGACAUCAACCACCACCACCUCAGCCUCCCAAACCCCGACCGUCACCGAAAACUCUUACUUCAGGUGGUCAAUGUGCGUCCCUAGCAAGGAGUGCAACGAUCCGCUCGACAUCGUCAUCGGGGUGAUCAUUUUUCUGGUUCUGAGUGUUGGAUCCACGACGUUCAUGGUGUGCAGUGUGCUGUAUAGGUGUGAGGAACGACGGGCGAGAUUGAGGGCUAGAAGUGAGGAUUGA